Chlorella variabilis is the source of this 1443-nucleotide messenger RNA. RefSeq lists its product as hypothetical. NCBI's taxonomy places the organism in Eukaryota, Viridiplantae, Chlorophyta, Trebouxiophyceae, Chlorellales, Chlorellaceae. The transcript is spliced from 9 exons. Gene Ontology annotation, molecular function: oxidoreductase activity, acting on paired donors, with incorporation or reduction of molecular oxygen, NAD(P)H as one donor, and incorporation of one atom of oxygen; FAD binding. Gene Ontology annotation, biological process: ubiquinone biosynthetic process; carotene biosynthetic process; xanthophyll biosynthetic process. Gene Ontology annotation, cellular component: mitochondrion. Bases 1 to 1443 code for a protein of 480 amino acids. The record is from RefSeq and is a predicted model, not a curated record.
AUGGCCUCAUACUUGAGCUUCCCAUCAAUUCGUGCAGAUGCCAACCCGCUCACGAAGCACCUGCACAUCGCGCUGCUCGACCGCCAGCCGCCCGUCGCCCUUCCCGACCAGCUGCCGCUCCACGCCGACAUCCGCGUGUCCACGCUGACCCCGGCCAGCAUCGCGCUGCUGCACAGCGUGGGGGCCUGGCGCUCGCUGGCGCCGGCAGCGGCGCCGUUUGUCGACAUGCAGGUCUGGGAUACCGGUGGCAACGGGUUUGUGCGGUACGAUGCCGCUGCUGUGGGCGCCGACGCCAUGGGCUUUGUGGUUGAGAAUCGACUGCUUGUGGCGGCCCUGCACGAGCGGCUGAAGGCCCACUCAGCUGUGCAGCGAUUAAUGCCUUCAAGCGUCACCGCGGCCGAGCUUCCACCCUACAGCCCCGUGGCGCAGCUGGACGGCGGUUCGCUAGUGCGGCUGGAGCUGGAGGGCGGCGGCAGCCUGCACACAAGGCUGCUGGUGGGCGCUGACGGCCGCGGCAGCCGCGUGCGGCAGUGGGCGCAGAUCCGGACCACCGGGCGAGACUACCAGCAGCGAGGGUUGGUGGCAACAGUGGCCACCGCCUGGCCCAACCAGACCGCGCACCAGCGCUUCCUGCCCACCGGCCCGCUGGCGCUGCUGCCGGUCCGCGGCGGCUUCAGCAGCGUGGUGUGGAGCUGCCCGCCCGAGCUCGCCAGCAAAGCGACAAUGGCGGCACGACUGGAGGCGCUGCCGCGGCACGAGCUGGCUGCUGCCAUCACAGACGCUCUCACCUCCGGCCCCAACUACCCGCCCCGGCCGCCGCUGGGGGAGCUGCUUGGCGGCGUUCUGGCGCCUGCACGCAGCAGCCGCUUUGUGGAGCCGCCUGCCGUGACGGAUGUCGUGGGGGACGCGCCCAAGUCGUUCCCGCUGAUGCUGCAGCAUGCAGGCAAGCGCAGCUUGCAGGGCAGGAAAGGCGGGGCUACGGGUCGGUACGUGCGGCCGCGGGUGGCCCUAAUUGGCGACGCGGCCCAUGGCAUCCAUCCACUGGCGGGGCAGGGCUUGAACCUCGGGUUUGGGGACGCACGCGUGCUGGCUGCCGCCAUAGCUACCGCAGUCGAGUCUGGGCAGGACAUUGGCAGCGCGGCCAUGCUGGAGCAGCAGUAUGAGCAGCCGCAGAAGAAAGUCAACUCAGCCAUGAUUGCUGCCAUGGAGGCCAUCAAAGUCGUGUUUGGCCCUCAGGCAAGCAGGCUUUUUGGCACGCCAGCAGACUUGGCAGCCAGCCAUGCAGCGCUGACCACCCAGCACCUAAUGUUGCUGCCCUCCAUUUGGACCAUGCAGGAGGGGCCCGUGGCUGGGCUGCGCUCGCUGGGACUGGAUCUAAUCAACCAGAUGCCAGCGCUAAAGCAGACGAUCCAGCGCGUCGCCAGCGCUGGGACUGGAUUAUGA